CAGCAACGAAAGUUUAGGUUCAAAGUCUGAAACAAAAUUAUUUAAUAAGAAUAGUUUAUUUUUAAGUUUGAAUUUUUUUUUAUAUUAAUUUAAAAGUAAUGGCGAAUAGCAAAAUAUUAAGUGCCCUUAAGAUCUUGAGAAGCCGUAAGGAAUUAUUCAUAUCCGGUGUACAUAGCCGAAAGUAUGCCGUUCCAGCAAGCCAAGUACAUACAAAAUGCAAAUUGGUCAAUGGAGUUUACGUAGUCACUUUGGACUCUCCAAAUGUUAAAGUAAACUCACUUAACACCCAAGUGAUGGAAGAAGUUAGUAACAUCGUAAAUGAAAUUGAAACAAAUUCUGGUAUUGAAGCUGCAGUCAUUAUAUCAGGCAAGCCUGGAUGCUUCAUUGCAGGGGCUGAUAUAAGCAUGAUCGAAAACUGCAAAACAAAGGAAGAAGUUGUCAGUCUGUCUAAAAGAGGACAUGAAAUAUUCAGAAGAAUCGAACAAUCACGGAAACCGUAUAUUGCCGCAAUACAAGGCAGCUGUCUAGGAGGUGGAUUAGAGACUGCUCUUGCAUGUAAAUAUCGCAUUGCUGUGAAAGACUCCAAAACAGGAUUUGGACUACCAGAAGUCAUGUUGGGACUUUUGCCCGGCGGUGGAGGGACACAGAGAUUACCUGCUCUCACCUCCAUACCUACAACUUUGGACCUAGCUCUAACUGGUAAAACUGUGAAAGCUGAUAAAGCAAAGAAAUUGGGAAUUGUAGAUCUGUUAGUUUCCCCUCUUGGACCAGGUUUGGGUCAGCCUGAGGAAAAUACAGCCAAAUACCUCGAAACUGUAGCUAUACAGAUUGCAAAGGAUAUAGCUGCUGGAAAAAUAAUUGUUGAUAGAUCGAAAAAAGGCCUAGUACAGAAGAUUACUGCAAUCGUAAUGCAAUGGGAGUUUGUGAAAAACAUCAUAUUUAAGAAAGCCAAGGAACAAGUAAUGAAAGCAUCACGUGGACUCUACCCUGCCCCUCUGAAAAUACUUGAAGUAGUAAGAACAGGAGUGGACAAGGGUCCUGUAGCCGGUUAUGAAGCAGAAGCACAAGGCUUUGGUGAACUGGCUAUGACUCCUCAGAGCAAAGGGUUGAUUGGUUUAUUCCGUGGACAAACAGAAUGUAAGAAGAAUAGGUUCGGAAAAUCCCAAGUUGAUGUAAAAACGAUUGGUGUUCUUGGUGCCGGUUUGAUGGGAGCAGGUAUAGUGCAAGUGUCAAUCGACAAAGGCUACAAUGUCGUAAUGAAAGACGCCACUAAUGCAGGCUUGUAUCGCGGCGUUGGACAAAUUCAAACCGGACUAAGUAAUGCUGUGAAACGCAAAAGAAUUUCAUCUCUACAAAAGGAUAAGUACUUAUCGAAUCUACUUCCUACAUUGGACUAUGCCAAGUUCAAAAAUGCGGAUUGUGUAAUUGAAGCCGUUUUCGAGGAUAUUAACAUCAAGCACAAAGUUAUCAAAGAGUUAGAGGCUGUAGUGCCGAAACAUUGUAUUAUAGCUACAAACACUAGUGCUAUACCUAUUACAAAAAUCGCAGCUGGCAGCAGUCGUCCUGAUAAAGUAAUUGGCAUGCAUUACUUCUCACCAGUUGACAAGAUGCAAUUGCUAGAAAUUAUUAAGCACCCCGGCACCAGCGACGAUACAUCGGCAGCCGCUGUGGCCGUAGGUCUACGACAAGGAAAGGUCGUCAUCACGGUGGGGGAUGGGCCUGGUUUUUACACCACACGUAUCCUUUCUACUAUGCUUAGUGAAGCAGUAAGACUGCUACAAGAGGGUGUUGAUCCUAAAGAACUGGAUAACAUGACAAAGCAAUUUGGUUUCCCUGUCGGCGCUGCUACAUUGGCUGACGAAGUUGGUAUCGAUGUCGGCUCUCACAUCGCUGUGGAUCUAGCCAAGGCCUUUGGUGAUCGCAUUAGCGGAGGAAACUUGGGUAUCAUGCAGGACUUAGUGCAAGCUGGAUACAUGGGACGCAAGUCCGGCAAAGGUUUCUAUGUGUAUGAAAAAGGCUCUAAAAACAGGGAAGUAAACCAUGGUGCUAUUAAAAUCCUGAAAGACAAGUAUGCAUUAGAACCUCGUGGUGCUAAUACUGUUGAAGACCAACAACUGCGAAUGGUUUCCAGAUUUGUAAAUGAAGCAGUGUUAUCAUUGGAAGAAAAAAUUCUACACAACCCCCUUGAAGGUGAUGUUGGUGCGGUCUUUGGUCUCGGCUUCCCUCCAUUUACUGGUGGACCUUUCAGAUGGGUGGAUCAAUAUGGCGCUGAUAAAUUAGUAAAGAAAAUGGAGGAAUACCAGGGUCUUUAUGGCGCUCCAUUCAAACCAGCUCAAACCCUUGUAGAUAUGGCCAAAGACACAAGUAAAAAAUUCUAUAAGAACUGAGUAGGAAUUAUGUCACUUGUAGUUUAGUUCAUAUUUAAAAAAGCUUAAGGAGGAUUAUCAAAAUUAUAUAUUCUAGGGUGACGAUUGUCUCAGUGUGAUUUGAGAGUUGGACAUUUUAUGUCCCGUUUGUGUCUUAAGUUGUUUGGAUUCAUAUAUUUCAUGUCAUUAUUUAUAAAAAUCAUGAUAAGAAUUUUCAUAAACAAUUAUAUAGACUGUUGAUAAUAAGAUAAAGCUUAUUUGAGAUUUCUAUUAAGUAUUGGAUAUUACAUGUUUCUAUAGAUUUAUUAAAUAUUUAUUUCUG
Messenger RNA from Bombyx mori (domestic silkworm), 2688 nucleotides. It is a transcript of the gene Mtpalpha, whose product is annotated as hydroxyacyl-coenzyme A dehydrogenase. Gene Ontology annotation, molecular function: (3S)-3-hydroxyacyl-CoA dehydrogenase (NAD+) activity; enoyl-CoA hydratase activity; NAD+ binding. Gene Ontology annotation, cellular component: mitochondrial fatty acid beta-oxidation multienzyme complex; mitochondrion. The record is from RefSeq and is marked provisional. Gene Ontology annotation, biological process: fatty acid beta-oxidation. NCBI's taxonomy places the organism in Eukaryota, Metazoa, Arthropoda, Insecta, Lepidoptera, Bombycidae.